ACGUACAGCCUUUCAGCGACAGCAGCUCACUGGCUCGUCAUCGUCGUAUCCACUCCGGCAAGCGGCCAUACAAGUGCCCUUAUGCUGAUUGUCAGAAGACCUUCACUCGUCGUACGACCCUUACGCGCCAUCAGAACCACCAUACUGGUACCGUCGAGGAGGCAGCGGCGGCGACAGCUGCUGCUCUGGCAGCCCAAGCUAGCAAAACCGCAGCCAGCCGGCAAUCGCGGAGUGAUGGGGAUCCGGCAUCAAAGCAUGCUUCCCCUCUUAACACACCUUCACCAGGCCAGCGACAAAUGUCCGGCUCCCCAGUUCCAAACCUGACCGCCGAGGCCAUGCGCCAGAACGAGUACUCAUACAUGAACAACAACGGUGGCUCACUUCCAGCCCAUCUGCGUAACGGCAUGCAAGGCCAAGUUCCUACAUCGGCUCCUUCUUACGGCGCGGACAUGCGCCCAACUUCACACCCAGCAACCUUUCCUCCCCCGCCCACGACUCUGGAGCCAAACAUCGAGCCACAUCAGUCUGGCCCCGGAAGUGCGGGAGGUAGCCCUCAUAUGGGUAGUGUUGGUUGGGCCUCUCCCUCCCAUAUUGCAUCGCCAACUCACAGUCAAAGUGGAAACGGCUAUGUAUACCCAGAUCCGGACCAAACAGCCUUCACGACCGGAGGGCUGGGGCAGAUGAGUCAGAUGUACUAUGGCAGUGCGGCUCAGAUUCGCCGUCCCCAAAGCACUGAACCUGGUGUCAACUUUCACUAGGUGUGGUGGGAAAUCUGGGGUCGGCGAUGUAUACACUGUUUACUUAUUUGUUUGCGAUUACAUAGAUUUCUUUGUUCUUGGAUGGCCUGCUUUCACUGGUAGCUGAAAUACCCACCCAUGGCAUGGGACAGUCCGGAACAAGGGACUGGAAAUGGUUCGGAG
Molecule: messenger RNA, 920 nt
Organism: Truncatella angustata
Lineage: Eukaryota; Fungi; Ascomycota; Sordariomycetes; Amphisphaeriales; Sporocadaceae
Exons: 1
Coding region: 297-758 (153 amino acids)
Source: RefSeq, a predicted model, not a curated record